This is a messenger RNA of Pezoporus occidentalis (night parrot), 1471 nucleotides long. RefSeq names its product SEC22 homolog B, vesicle trafficking protein (gene SEC22B). Gene Ontology annotation, molecular function: SNAP receptor activity. Lineage: Eukaryota; Metazoa; Chordata; Aves; Psittaciformes; Psittacidae. The coding region runs from base 16 to 753 and encodes 245 amino acids. The transcript has 5 exons. The record is from RefSeq and is a predicted model, not a curated record. Gene Ontology annotation, biological process: endoplasmic reticulum to Golgi vesicle-mediated transport; vesicle fusion with Golgi apparatus; retrograde vesicle-mediated transport, Golgi to endoplasmic reticulum. Gene Ontology annotation, cellular component: ER to Golgi transport vesicle membrane; endoplasmic reticulum-Golgi intermediate compartment; SNARE complex.
CGGCGGUGGGACCGGAUGUCGCAGCGGCUGUUUCCGGCCAGCUCCGUGGCGGGGGCGGGCGGCGACGCGGGGCUGAGCGGCGGCGGGCGGGCCGUAGUGCACCGCGGAGAUGGUGCUGCUCACCAUGAUCGCCCGCGUGGCGGACGGGCUCCCUCUGGCUGCUUCCAUGCAGGAGGACGAGCAGGUCGCGAUCUGCAGCAGUACCAGAGCCAAGCAAAGCAGCUCUUUCGCAAGCUGAACGAGCAGUCCCCCACAAGAUGUACUCUAGAAGCAGGAGCCAUGGCUUUUCACUACAUCAUUGAGAAAGGAGUGUGUUACCUGGUCCUGUGUGAAGCUGCAUUCCCCAAGAAAUUGGCUUUUGCCUAUCUGGAAGACCUGCAUUCAGAGUUUGAUGAGCAGCAUGGCAAGAAGGUGCCAACAGUCUCCAGGCCCUAUUCCUUCAUUGAAUUUGACACCUACAUCCAGAAAACCAAGAAGCUCUACAUUGAUAGCCGGGCGAGGAGGAAUCUGGGCUCCAUCAACACAGAGCUGCAGGAUGUGCAGAGGAUUAUGGUGGCCAACAUUGAGGAAGUCUUACAGCGAGGAGAAGCACUUUCAGCUCUUGAUUCCAAGGCCAACAAUCUCUCCAGUUUGUCCAAAAAGUACCGUCAGGACGCAAAGUAUCUGAACAUGCGUUCCACGUACGCCAAACUUGCGGCUGUAGCUGUGUUUUUUAUCAUGUUGAUCGUGUAUGUGAGAUUCUGGUGGCUGUGAGUCAGUUGCAGUCACGGAAGAGGGAAAGCUGGUAGCCUGGCAGGUGUAUGUGUGCAGGACACUGUUCAUGGGGGAUGUGCAUUAGAAUACACACAGGACCACCACCUUAACGGAAAUGUCCUGAAAUUGUUAGGUGACACUUGACUACUACAUCUCUUAGUGAAGCCUAACAAUAGGUGUAAAGGCUUGUUGACUACAGGCUUUUCCUCUGAGGCAGUUUGCACUAGGGCACUGGAGAGUUUGGCCUCCCAUGGUCCUGCUCCCCUCCUGGGGGCACGCUCUGGGAACUGUCAAUCAGUGCGGUAUAGCAUAAUCACAUUAUAUGUCCUCCUGUUGAGUAGCUCUAGUGGGAACUGUACUCUAAUGAACAUUCCUUGUAUUGGCAAUAUUUGCUUUUUUAGAAUCUGGGUCUGCAGCUCUUUUUCUUUCUUUUUUUUUCUUUCUUUUUUUUUCUUCAAAGGCAAGACUCCCCUGUUUGACAGUAAAUACUGCAUUGUACAUGUAAUAGCUUUUACCUCUGUCAGAAUAGCUAUUGUUGAGUUUUCUGUGUCUGACAUCUUGGCUUGUUACACUUUAAAUUGCUUUGGGAAGAAAUGGAUGUUAAAUUAUGCCUUAAAAUACAUUCUGUCUAGUAUUAGGAGGGGCAAUGGAAGACUUCUAUAUUACAGAUUCCUAGAAAAUUAAACUACAGGUUUGUAAGUGUCCACUUUUCGUCCCC